UGUGAAUCUACGUCUAGACAUUCCCGACUUCCUCCCUCCCCUUCUAAAUAAAAGACAGCAUCCUCCUCUCAAGGGUCAGUCUCUUGCUCAACUUGCCUCUCUCUCACAGAGAAAAUAUUCAACAUGGCAACCAAGAUGGUGGUUCAGCAGCCCAAGCCACUGGUAGUGGCUGCUGCAUCAGACCAGUGGAGCACCAGCAUCUGCGAAUGCGACAACGUCAAUGAAUGUUGUUUCUCUGUGUGGUGUUUCCCUUGCUUUGCCUGCAUUACAGCCAGAGACCACGGAGAAUGUCUCUGUCUCCCUCUCCUGGACAGCUGCGGGUGUAUUCCCCCAAUCACUCUCUCCAUGAGGGUUUCCACACGCCGGCGUUACGGCAUCACGGACUCUAUCUGCAAUGACUGUGUGUACUCUUACUUCUGCGGACCGUGCUCAUGGUGUCAGAUCAGACGGGAGAUGAAGGCAAGACUCCAUCCUGUCACUCUGUUCAACAACAGGCCUACCUAAAGAUCAACGCCAUUUUCCUCACCUUCAUUAUCAUUUUCACAGUACAUUCUCUAAAGCACACUUUGUCCUUAUCGGAUCACGUUGUUUCAGUCCAAAAAACAAAGACUUGUUUGUCCUGCGGUUGUAAUCACAGUUCUUGAUCUUCCUCCCACACACACUGACCUGAGAUGAGCCCUUCGGCAUGGCAUUGUAGUGCAAUCUGUUUUGCAUAUUGGUGAGGUACAGCAGGGGGUGAAGAAUUCUGAAGAAUGGAUUCUCCUAAGAAAUACUCCGAUUUGGAAUUUUAAUGUUGCAACUUUAAUGUAGUUUCACUAUUUUAUUUUAUUUUUAUUUUAUUUUUAUUUUAUUUAGUUUUAUAAUAAAUCUUUCCAAUGUACCUCAACACAUCUUAUGUAUAAAAUAGUAUGCAUAAUAUGAUUUUCACUGUAGUUAGACUGUUGUUAUAUUGAGCCAUUGAUAUGAGACACUGGAGGUUUGAUAUGACUAAAAUAUGUUUUAGUGUGUGUUUUUGCAGGCCUGUAAAUGAUUUAAUGUAGAAAAUACAAAAAUAUGCUGGGACACUCAAUAAAGCUGAUCAAAAACA
Cyprinus carpio (common carp) is the source of this 1087-nucleotide messenger RNA. Its product is annotated as cornifelin homolog B-like. NCBI's taxonomy places the organism in Eukaryota, Metazoa, Chordata, Actinopteri, Cypriniformes, Cyprinidae. The record is from RefSeq and is a predicted model, not a curated record.